AUGGAAGGUGGCAUUGAUGAUUUUUUGUUGGAAACUGAGGAUGAGAUCGCUGCGGAGAACAGGAACAUAGUGGAAGAUGAAAUGUUAGGAGAUGAUGGUAUCGUCGUACCUAAGAUCGGAAUGAUAUUUAGCAAUGAGAAUGAAAUGUUUGAAUUGUACAAAGAAUAUGCAUACAGCGUAGGUUUUCCCGUAAAAAAAAAGAAUUCAAAAAAAGGGGCCGGUGGAGUUUUGAGAUUUGUGACAUAUACUUGUGGCCGUGAAGGUCGAAGGCCAAGUACUGCUACCGGAUCUGUAAGGCCACAACCAACAAUUCAAACCAAUUGUAAGGCCCGGAUAAGCGCAUCUUCAGAUGAUCAUGGAUCUUGGAGAAUUAAUGCAGUCCACCUCGACCACAAUCAUGGAACAAGCCCAUCGAAAUCCAGGUUGUUUCGAUGCAAUAGAGAACUGAGUGCACAGGUGAAGCGGAGGCUUGAAGUGAACGAUGUAGCGGGAAUUCCGUUGCACAAAAGUUAUAAUUCCGCAGUUGUUGAGGCGGGCGGAUACGAAAAUAUGACUUGUGUGGAAAAGGAUUGUCGGAACUACAUCGAACAAGUGAGACGGUUAAGACUCGGAGAAGGAGAUGCCGUCGCAAUACAAGCAUAUUUUUCAAAUAUGCAAGCACAUUGCUCGGGGUUUUAUUUUAGUAUUGAUUUGGAUGAUGAAUCGCGGUUGAGGAACAUAUUUUGGGCAGAUAAUAGGUGUAGGCAGGCAUACAAGGAAUUCGGCGAUGUGGUCACGUUUGAUACAACGUAUCUCACAAAUAAGUAUGAUAUGCCUUUUGCUCCUUUCGUUGGCGUCAAUCACCAUGGACAAUCAACACUGCUCGGUUGUGGUUUGCUUUCGAACGAGGACACAAAUAGUUUUGUGUGGCUAUUCAGAUGUACGCAAGGAUUUCAAGGGACACACCUAUUCAAACGGUUGCCUCAUUUUCUAUAA
This is a messenger RNA of Olea europaea var. sylvestris, 975 nucleotides long. Its product is annotated as protein FAR1-RELATED SEQUENCE 5-like. Bases 1 to 975 code for a protein of 324 amino acids. The transcript has 2 exons. The record is from RefSeq and is a predicted model, not a curated record. NCBI's taxonomy places the organism in Eukaryota, Viridiplantae, Streptophyta, Magnoliopsida, Lamiales, Oleaceae.